This is a messenger RNA of Lathyrus oleraceus (garden pea), 774 nucleotides long. RefSeq names its product 40S ribosomal protein S20-2. The transcript has 4 exons. Gene Ontology annotation, molecular function: structural constituent of ribosome. Lineage: Eukaryota; Viridiplantae; Streptophyta; Magnoliopsida; Fabales; Fabaceae. Gene Ontology annotation, cellular component: ribosome; small ribosomal subunit. Gene Ontology annotation, biological process: translation. The coding region runs from base 208 to 576 and encodes 122 amino acids. The record is from RefSeq and is a predicted model, not a curated record.
AACGCGCACCCCUUUCUUGUUUACACAAAAAUAAAACACCACUUAUUGUUCUAAAAAGUUGAAGGAACCCUAGCAGCUUGCAGCGUCGUCAACUAUUCUUCUUCGCCGCCGCCGCCAAUUUCCAUCACGGAAGUUUCUCAGUAUUUCUCAUCUUGUUACAAAGAAGUGUGAUAACUUGGUCAUAAAUUGUCAGUUGUACUCUUAGCAAUGGCGUACGCAGCUGCGAAACCCACAAAGGUUGGUUUGGAGGACUCUCAGGAGCAGAUCCACAAGAUUAGGAUCACUCUCUCCUCUAAACAUGUCCAAAAUCUUGAGAAGGUUUGUGCUGAUUUGGUUCGUGGUGCAAAGGACAAGCAUCUCAGGGUCAAGGGACCGGUCAGGAUGCCUACUAAAGUUCUUCACAUCACUACAAGGAAGUCCCCUUGUGGGGAAGGUACCAACACUUGGGAUAGAUUUGAACUCCGUGUGCACAAGAGAGUCAUUGAUCUUUACAGUUCCCCAGAUGUGGUUAAGCAGAUUACUUCUAUCACCAUUGAACCUGGUGUUGAAGUUGAGGUGACCAUUGCCGACGCUUGAUCUUGAACCAAGUUUUAACUUGUUCUGUUUCCUGGUUCUUUUGUCCUCCUAUAUUUUUGACAGUUUUGGUUGAGACAAAGUUGGGUUUGUUUUCUUUAGUUUUACUGUUGUGAACUUUGAUAAAGCGUGAAGAGUUGUUAUGUUUUAGAUUCCUUUCAAAUUGAAUCACUUUCUAUUUAUAGUAUAUUUUCUUUUCAA